This is a messenger RNA of Acanthaster planci (crown-of-thorns starfish), 5190 nucleotides long. RefSeq lists its product as uncharacterized. Gene Ontology annotation, cellular component: protein-containing complex; plasma membrane. Gene Ontology annotation, biological process: cell communication; establishment or maintenance of epithelial cell apical/basal polarity; heterophilic cell-cell adhesion. Lineage: Eukaryota; Metazoa; Echinodermata; Asteroidea; Valvatida; Acanthasteridae. Gene Ontology annotation, molecular function: calcium ion binding. The record is from RefSeq and is a predicted model, not a curated record.
UUGGAUUCGAGCAGGAACGCUUAUGAAUUCACUCUUGAACAAGGUUCCAAAGACGGAAUACCAUAUCACGUUAGAAAAUGGGCUCUGUGUUUUACCUUCUCGUUCUGUGGGUAUCUGUGCAGGCAUUCGCCCUCGUGAGAUCCAGCGCCACCGUGGAGUUCAAGUUCCAGCGUUGGAGUAACCCUGAUCACUCGGAGUUGGCUGGCGGCUGCUGUGAUCCCGGUUGGAGUUGUGGAUCUUGUGACAACUAUUUCAUCGUCUGCCUCGACGAUCUUCCCGGAUCGAAUGAUUACAGUGACUGUGGAAUAACAACAAUAGAGACUGCUGUAGUAUAUGGCGACGACGAUGAGUUUGAUUUCCCUUCAAUGAUACCCAACAACAUUCACAAUCCCCGGGAAACAAGUGUCGCUAGCUGGCAGGGAGGAAUGCGAGUUAAGCUCCAGGUCUGGGAUGAAGACAGCAACGAUGACGAUAAAAUCGAAGAAGAUUUCAAGGAUAUCACCCAAAGCGCCUCUGCUUCACAGUCUGGUGCCCAGUCGGUAGUAUAUACCAUGGGGACGCAUUCAGUGUUCACAUAUGGAGUGAAGGUGUACUGCAAUGAGAACUACUACACGUCCGACUGCAGCGUGUAUUGUGUCCCUACGGACAACCAGAAUGGCCAUUAUACCUGCGACGCCACCACAGGAGCCAAGAUUUGCUACAAUGGCUGGGAAGGAGAUACUUGCACCGAAGAUAUCGACGAAUGUCAGUCUACACCGUGUCUUCAUGGGUCCACAUGUAACAACCUAGGCAAUCAAUUUUCCUGCAACUGCGCAGAGGGUUGGACAGGGGAUACAUGCCAGACAGAUAUCAAUGAAUGCCUGAAUUCCUUUUGCGUCCAUGGUGUCUGUGUUAAUGAGGAUGGAGGAUUCUUUUGCGACUGUGAAAUCGGCUGGACUGAUCGUCUCUGUGAUGUGGACAUAAACGAUUGCGAGUCUGGUCCCUGUAAGAACGGUGGCACGUGCAUUGACUAUCUGGGGUAUUUCAAUUGCUCCUGCUUCCCUGGUUACACCUACGUGGACGAGUUAUGCGAGAUGGACGACUGUGCCGACCGGCCCUGCCUCAACGGAGCCACCUGCGUCGACCUGAUCGGCAACUUCACCUGCGAUUGCCUGACCGGCUACGAAGGGGACCGCUGCGAGGCAGAUAUCGACGAGUGUGCCAGCGGCCCCUGUCGAAACAACGCCACCUGCAUCGACGGGAUGGGUCGGUUCAACUGCAGCUGCGCGCCCGGCUUCGAGGGGGAACACUGCCAGACGGACAUCGACGAAUGCUCUCCCAGUCCCUGUUGGGAUGGUGCAACAUGCGUUGACCAGGUGGACGGAUUCCACUGUCUUUGUCCGGCCGGGAUGGAGGGGGCUCUGUGCCAGGUGGAAACGGACGAAUGCGCAAGCAGUCCUUGUGAGAACAAUGCAACAUGUGUCGAUCACCUCAGUUACUUUGAAUGCAGCUGUGGGAUUGGUUACUUUGGCGAACUGUGCGAGAUUGACAUAGAUUUUUGCAUCAACCAAACUUGUGCGAACAACGGCACGUGCGUGGACCGACUAGACGGGUUUCAUUGCCUGUGUGACAAGGGCUACGAAGGAAACAUGUGUGAUGUAGAGACUGACGAGUGCGCGAGUGGUCCGUGCACGAACGAAGCAACUUGUUACGAUUUAAUAGCCGAUUACAGAUGCACCUGCAAGGACGGCUACGAGGGCAAAGACUGUGAGCUUGAGACGAAUGAGUGUGAUAGUUCUCCUUGUUACAACGGCACCUGUGUCGACUUGCUGAAUGGCUUUCAUUGCAAUUGUUCGGCUGGGUUUGAGGGAAUUCUCUGCCAAGUAGACACAGAUGAAUGUGCCAGCACGCCUUGUCUACAUGGCAACUGCUCCGAUCACGCCAAUGGCUUUUCGUGUGACUGCGUCCCUGGCUACGAAGGAGAGCACUGUCAAUACAACACUGACGAGUGCGCUAGCUCGCCCUGUCUAAACGGUAUGUGUGUGGAUCUGAUCGACAGUUUCUCUUGCGCGUGCUCUCCUGGCUACGAAGGGAUGACCUGUGAAUUGAACAUCGACGAAUGCGCCAGUUUUCCCUGUCUGAAUGGCACUUGUGUCGACCACGUCAAUGGUUUUGUCUGUAACUGCUCAGCUGGGUUCGAGGGAAACCUUUGCCAGAUCAACAUUGACGAAUGCUCCAGCUCUCCUUGUCUUCACGGCACCUGCUUCGAUUUGGAAGCUGGCUUUUUCUGCACGUGCAGUCCUGGCUAUGAGGGUGAGCUUUGCCUGUAUGAGACCCAAGAAUGUGCCAGUUCCCCGUGUCUCAACGGCACAUGUGUCGAUCUUGUCGACGGCUUUGUCUGCAACUGCACCGCUGGUUUUGAGGGCAUCCUGUGCGAGAUUGACAAGGAUGAGUGUGCCAGUUCUCCGUGUUUCUACGGUACGUGCGUGGACCAAGUUGACGAGUUCUCCUGUACCUGCACUCCUGGUUUCGAGGGACCAACUUGCGAACAUGAAAUGGACGAGUGCGACAGCUCGCCGUGUCUUAAUGGUACUUGUGUGGACCUAGUUGGUGCCUUCCAGUGUAACUGCUCGGCAGGCUACGAUGGCCUUCUUUGUGAGAACGAAAUAAAUGAGUGUCAAAGCACGCCAUGUUUGCAAGGUUUCUGUGAGGACGAAAUUGACGGGUUCUCCUGUGUCUGCACGCCUGGCUUUGAAGGGGCACUUUGUGAGCAUGACAUUGAUGAGUGUAAUAGCUCGCCUUGUGUGAACGGCACCUGUGCUGAUUUGGUGAAUGGAUUCUCGUGCAAUUGCACGGAGGGGUACGAAGGGGAUUUUUGUGAUAGCGACACAAACGAAUGCGCGAGUAAUCCAUGCUUGCACGGUACCUGUGCCGACUACAUAAACGGGUACUUAUGUACGUGCAGUGCUGGUUACGAGGGGACAAAGUGCGAGGUUGACACUGAUGAAUGUAGCAGCUCUCCGUGUCUAAAUGGUACAUGCUUUGACGCCAUCAAUGGUUUUCAUUGCAACUGCACACCUGGGUUCGAGGGGAAGAGGUGUCAGCAUAACAUUGACGAGUGUGGCAGUUUUCCAUGUGUACACGGAACAUGUGUUGAUGACGUCGACGCCUUCUCUUGCAUCUGUCUGCCAGGAUUUGAAGGCACACUCUGCCAAAAUGACAUCCAAGAGUGCGAUAGCUCUCCUUGUGCAAAUGGCACGUGUGUUGAUCUGGUAGAUGGGUUCCGCUGCAACUGCACCGCCGGUUUUGAAGGUCGCCUGUGUGAGACUGAGACUGACGAGUGCGCUAGUUUACCUUGCGUACACGGAAGCUGUUUGGAUGGUCUUAAUGGUUUCACCUGUAUGUGCGAGCUUGGGUUCGCAGGCACACUCUGCGAUAGCGAGGUUGAGAACUGUGCCGACGCGCCGUGUGUGAACGGGACGUGCGUCGAUAAAGGACCGUACAAUUUCUUCUGCAAUUGCACAGAUGGUUUCGAGGGACAAAGAUGCCAGACUGACAUUAAUGAAUGCGUCAGUGCGCCGUGCAUGCACGGCUCCUGCGUGGACCUCAUCAAUGGCUUCUCCUGCAGUUGUUCCUCAGGGUUCGAGGGUGAUUUGUGUCAGCAGGAGAUAAACGAAUGUCUGAGCUCCCCUUGCGUCAACGGCACGUGUGUUGACCUCUUGGACGGGUUCUUCUGCAACUGUACGGCGGGUUACGAGGGUGUCACAUGUGAGCUUGAGACCAACGAAUGCGGGAGCUCACCCUGUGCACACGGCACAUGCGUAGAUGAACUGGACGGGUAUGCUUGUCGGUGCGAGCUUGGGUUUGAGGGUGUGCUGUGCCAGAUCGACACAGACGAGUGCGCUAGCUCCCCGUGCCGGAAUGGCUCGUGUGUCGACGAGGUUGAUGGGUUCGCCUGCGAAUGCUGGCCGGGAUACGAGGGUGAGCUGUGCCAGAUUGAGAGAGACGAGUGUGCCAGCACACCCUGCGUGCACGGUACGUGCCUCGAUCAGGUCAACGAGUUCGUCUGCGAGUGUCUGCCUGACUACGAGGGAAUACUGUGUGCGGAUCUGAUCAACGCGUGUGACAGUUCACCGUGUCUGAAUGGCACGUGCGUUGACGAGGACGGAAUUGGUCAAUACAGAUGUGAAUGUAUGCCGGAAUGUGUGAAUGGCGCCUGUGAGGAUGGACUGUGCCAAUGCGAGGCUGGGUACGAGGGUGAUAACUGCAGCAGGCAGAUAGACUUCUGCUUUAGCUCGCCCUGUUCAGGAGGAUCUUGUCUUCCGAUACUGAACGGAUUCAGCUGCGAGUGCGACCCGUUCCAUGAGGGCAAACACUGUGAGAAUCCCGUGGACAAUCCUUGCACUCUGUCACCUUGUAAGCACGGUACCUGUGAAACAGACAAAGACAACAAACUUGGCUACGUUUGCACUUGUUCCGACGACUAUUAUGGAGACAGCUGUGGUGUUGAGUUGAAAAUUUACGGCUGCAUUAUCAUACUCAUUGGUAAAGUCAACGAACUGAAGUUUGAAACAAACAUGGCAGGAGUACUGCAGAUCUUACUGUCACCUCUCAGACGCAGCGUUGAUGACGUAGCUGUGGAUAUUGUGCAGCUAGAAGACUACACUGCCGUUAACACAGGGGAAGCGCUCACACAAGUCACGUACGUCGCCAAGCGAGGAGAUGACUACCUCCCAAGAAUCACAGUUGAGGAGAAGAUGAUGGAGGUAGACCGGGACGAGAUAGACAAAGACCUUGGCUACGAGGUUUACUACGGUGAGGCUAUUCCCCGAUCCGAGGAACAGAGCUGGAUUCAAUCCAACUGGUACCUAGUCGUCGGCGUCUGUGUGUUUGUUCUUGUUGUCUUGAGCAUUGGCUUCGGAAUAAGAUGGCACAUGAACAACCGCGAAGAGUCCAUCCAAUUUGAUGCGGAGGAAGCCAAGGGGUCAACGGGUAAAGGACCGAGGUCAUACUACCACGUGCUGCAAAACUCGAUGAAGAAGUCCCACACAGAAGUUGAGAACCCCACCUCCGAGGUGAUGAAAAUCGAAGGCUUCAUGGACUGCGUUGGCACGGACGAUAAGGCAUCUGGUGAAGAUGAGACUUGUUUUUUCACUACGAAUAAUUUUAUGCCCGGACAACCUUUAGCAAAUUAGAGAUGGAUGCUUGAAA